Pteronotus mesoamericanus is the source of this 2933-nucleotide messenger RNA. It is a transcript of the gene UGDH, whose product is annotated as UDP-glucose 6-dehydrogenase. The transcript is spliced from 12 exons. Lineage: Eukaryota; Metazoa; Chordata; Mammalia; Chiroptera; Mormoopidae. Gene Ontology annotation, molecular function: UDP-glucose 6-dehydrogenase activity; NAD binding. The coding region runs from base 79 to 1716 and encodes 545 amino acids. Gene Ontology annotation, biological process: glycosaminoglycan biosynthetic process. Gene Ontology annotation, cellular component: nucleus. The record is from RefSeq and is a predicted model, not a curated record.
AGUAGGGGCCUGGUCUCGUGUGGCGGGAGGAGGAGCAGGGUUGCGGCGGACGGUCUGGCAGGGCCUGGCUAAGGGGGAAUGAAGCCUCCUCCUCCUCCAGCAGAAGGCCUUAAAUACGGGCCCACGACUCUGGGUGCGGUGAGAGGCGAUCUGGCGGAGCUGCGGCAUUGCACCCCGGAGGGAGGAGUUGUUGGAGCCGUCGGGAUAGGAGCGGAAGCUACGAAUACAAUCAUGUUUGAAGUUAAGAAGAUCUGUUGCAUCGGUGCGGGUUAUGUUGGAGGACCCACAUGUAGUGUCAUAGCUCAGAUGUGCCCUGAAAUCAAGGUAACGGUUGUUGAUGUCAAUGAAUCAAGAAUCAAUGCAUGGAACUCUCCUACACUUCCUAUUUAUGAGCCAGGACUAAAAGAAGUGGUAGAAGCCUGUCGAGGAAAAAAUCUCUUUUUUUCUACCAAUAUCGAUGAUGCCAUUAAAGAAGCUGAUCUUGUAUUUAUUUCUGUGAACACUCCAACAAAAACCUAUGGAAUGGGGAAAGGCCGUGCAGCAGAUCUGAAGUAUAUUGAAGCUUGUGCUAGACGCAUUGUACAAAACUCGCAUGGCUACAAAAUUGUGACUGAGAAAAGCACAGUUCCCGUGAGGGCAGCAGAAAGUAUUCGUCAAAUAUUUGAUGCAAACACAAAACCCAACUUGAAUUUACAGGUUCUGUCCAACCCUGAGUUCUUGGCAGAAGGAACAGCCAUCAAGGACUUGAAGAACCCAGACAGAGUACUGAUCGGAGGGGAUGAGACACCAGAGGGCCAGACAGCUGUGCAGGCGCUGUGUGCUGUGUAUGAGCACUGGGUGCCCAAAGCAAAGAUCCUCACCACUAAUACUUGGUCUUCAGAGCUUUCCAAACUGGCAGCAAAUGCUUUUCUUGCCCAGAGAAUCAGCAGCAUUAACUCUAUAAGUGCCCUCUGUGAAGCAACAGGAGCUGAUGUGGAAGAGGUGGCAACGGCCAUUGGAAUGGACCAGAGGAUUGGAAAUAAGUUUCUGAAAGCCAGCGUUGGUUUUGGUGGGAGCUGCUUUCAAAAAGAUGUUCUGAACUUGGUUUAUCUCUGUGAAGCUCUGAAUUUGCCUGAAGUAGCUCAUUAUUGGCAGCAGGUCAUAGACAUAAAUGACUACCAGAGGAGGAGGUUUGCUUCCCGGAUCAUAGACGGUCUGUUUAAUACAGUGACUGAUAAGAAGAUAGCUAUUUUGGGGUUUGCAUUCAAAAAGGACACUGGUGAUACGAGGGAAUCUUCUAGUAUAUAUAUUAGCAAAUAUUUGAUGGAUGAAGGUGCACACCUCCAUAUUUAUGAUCCAAAAGUCCCAAGGGAACAAAUAGUGGUGGAUCUGUCUCAUCCAGGAGUUUCAGAGGAUGACCAAGUGUCCCGACUUGUGACCAUUUCUAAGGAUCCAUAUGAGGCAUGUGAUGGUGCCCAUGCUGUGGUUAUUUGCACUGAGUGGGACAUGUUUAAGGAAUUAGAUUAUGAACGUAUUCACAAAAAAAUGCUGAAGCCAGCCUUUAUCUUUGAUGGACGGCGUGUCCUGGAUGGGCUCCACAACGAAUUACAAGCCAUUGGCUUCCAGAUUGAAACAAUUGGAAAAAAGGUGUCUUCAAAGAGAAUUCCAUAUGCUCCUUCUAGUGAAAUUCCGAAGUUUAGUCUUCAGGAUCCACCUAACAAGAAACCCAAAGUAUAAACAUGUCAUUUUUAUUUUUAAUUUUUUUUGGUACUUAAGGAUAGCAAAUAUCUAUUUGCUAUAUAGUGUUAAAUGAACCAAGUUUUUAAGGAAACAAAACUAUUUUUUUAAUCAAUUUAUAUUAGCUCUGUGGGAAUCAGCAUACUUAGUAAUUAUGAAUCUAUAAUAUUUUUUACAUAUUUUUAUAAUACUGUUACCUCAGUGGAUGGAUGAGUGGCAAAUAAUCAUGUUGAUUUUAAUGGUGUCGAUUUUUGUAAAACAAAAACUUCAAACACUUUUUACUUUACAAAAUAUGUAUCUAUAGGCUGCACUUUAAUAUCACAUUAUAAAGGGAAAGGUACUCUAGUUUUUCUGAUCAUCGGUUUUAUUACUUGUCAUUAAAUAUGUAUUUUAAAUCAUCACAUUGCUUGCUAAAUACUGGGCAAACCCUGUUACCCUUUCAGGAAGUGUCACAGAGAUUUAGAGGUUCCUGGCUUCAUUGGGUGAGGAGUCUUCCAGACCAUUUCUUGUCUCCUUGAACGUAGGAGGAGGAUGCAAUGGACAGAAUGGGGCCUUUUGUGCUUUUUCUUUUUUCUUAAUGCUUCUCAUCUUUUUCCCUCUGUUUCUAUGUUAGAAAUAACCUUUUUGUUUUAAUAAGCUGUGUCACUGAUUUUUUAGCUUAAAAAGGUCAUCACUAAUUCAUUUCCAAUCAAUUCAAAUAAGAUUAAAAGGCAGUUUUUUUUUCUUAAACAUGGAGAGAACAUCAGUCCUAGGGUCCAUUUCAUUUCACUUCUCAAGAGUUUUUCCUCAUUGGUCUUUUUUUUUUUUAAAUUUAGUCCAAGAGCCAAAAAUAUUUGUUAACUUGACUUUGUUUUUUUAUCAUUUGUUGUAGGUUUCCUCCUUUUUCUUUAAAUAAGAAAACCAAUAUAAUCUCAUAAACUUAAAGACAUAGAUUUUAUAAAUCAUGUAUAAUUCUAAGAGAAGAAUUUUUGUAUGUGUUUCAGUCUGCUUUUUUCUUGUGCAUGUUGUUGACAUAUUUGUUUUGUUUUAUUAUUAUUAUUAUUGAAAUGUGUCUGAUAUCCAUGAUGCUUAUGCUCUGCUAAGAGUAUAUAGACUGAGUUAAACAGAUAUGGACCUUAUCCUUUAGGAAUUAAUGUGGUUCAGUUAGAACACAGAAACAAAUAUAAAGAUAAGGACAGAAACAUCUGUACAGAUAUCAAAUACAUCAAUAAAAUAUU